UGGAAUUUUUGGCAAGGUUAAAGGACGCACAAAAAAGCAAAACAAAUUUGCUAAUGGAUGAUCGUAGCCAACCCAAGACACCAAAAAAGAACUGGAACUGGAGUAACUGGAUCCAUAACAAAUGUCUAGGAGUCUAAUUGAUGGCGAACGAUUGUCUUAUGAGAUUUUCAGCUGACUGGCAGAAAAAAAUAUAACUUUACCACAUACUUUCGUUUUCGCUUUUGAAUUUUUGGCCAAAAACACAAAACAUAUUUUUACGAUCACUUUGGGCCUCGACAGAACCUUAAGCCAACACUAAGCCGUCGAAGUUCUCAAAUAAAAGCAGCAGACUAAAGGCAAUUAACAUGUCCGAAAAUGAAAAUCUGGUUUAGUUGGAUGUUGAACUUGAAGUUGCUGAAGAUGGUGAUGAUGAUGAUGAGCAAUGGCGUAGACGAAUCCAUCUAAACAAUCGACAAAAAAAGACAUAAGUCAACAGAAACUUAUUAAACUUCCCCUUUAGCACUUUUCCACUGCGAUGAAUGUGCGAUCGCAUGAUUUGUUGAUAGCUGGCUGAUCGCCGGCCCAUCCGCAAAAAUCUGAAAAGAGAAUACCGGUGGUAAAUAGCCAUAAGCCUUAAAGCGUAACUGAGCUUUGGACACCUCACCUACCUCCAGUUAGCGGAUUAUUUAAGGUUUCCAUAUAAAAACGCCUGUGUUUGGAUAGAAAAGCAUCAUUGUCAGUUUUGCACACUCGAAGAGCGGAAAGAAUCUUGAAAUCAACACAAAAACCAACAUGAAAUUCAUCAUUGUCUUUGCUGCCCUCUUCGCCGUUGCCUUGGCCGCCCCUGCUGCUGAUGUGCAAAUCGUCAAGAGUGAAUCUGAUGUAGGACCCGAAUCCUUCCAAUAUGCCUACGAAACCAGCGAUGGCACCAACGCCCAGGCCAGUGGUCAAUUGAAGAACGCCGGUAGCGAACAAGAAGCCAUUGCUGUCACCGGUUCCUUCUCCUUUGUUGCUGAUGAUGGUCAAACCUACACCGUCAACUAUGUUGCCGAUGAAAACGGUUUCCAACCCCAAGGUGCCCAUUUGCCCGUUGCCCCUGAAGCCUAAGAAGUUGUUAUCGUUAUUGAAUCGUUAUACUAUGGCUGUUAGUAGUUAAAUAAAAUUCCCUUAUCCAAAAUUCCCA
Molecule: messenger RNA, 1162 nt
Organism: Stomoxys calcitrans (stable fly)
Lineage: Eukaryota; Metazoa; Arthropoda; Insecta; Diptera; Muscidae
Product: larval cuticle protein 65Ag1-like
Exons: 2
Coding region: 772-1086 (104 amino acids)
Cellular component (GO): chitin-based extracellular matrix
Molecular function (GO): structural constituent of chitin-based larval cuticle
Source: RefSeq, a predicted model, not a curated record